Messenger RNA from Pelobates cultripes (western spadefoot toad), 3669 nucleotides. Lineage: Eukaryota; Metazoa; Chordata; Amphibia; Anura; Pelobatidae. The record is from the annotation of a GenBank genome assembly.
UGAAUGGAAAAAACAUGCGUCUUGAUGGAGAAAAAACUUCCCCAAAACCGGAGUACCUCCAACUGAAGCGUGGGAUUGGAUUGUUUAGUGGCGUAUCCCUGAUUGCUGGCACAAUGAUAGGUUCUGGGAUCUUCAUGUCUCCUCAGUGGGUCCUCUACUACGUGGGAAGUCCAGGAGCCAGUCUGCUGAUAUGGGCGGCUUGUGGUCUGCUUGCCAUGCUGGGGGCAUUGACCUACGCUGAACUCGGAACUGUGAUUAAGGAGUCAGGAGGAGAUUACAUAUAUAUUUUAAGAAAUAUUGGCUCACUGCCUGCUUUUCUCUUAGCGUUCACUUCUAUCAUGGUGACUAGACCUGCUAGCAUUGCAGCGAUAUCUCUGAGUUUUGCAGAAUAUGUGGUGGCAUCAUUCUAUCAAGAUUGCCCAAUGCCCCAAGUGGUGGUAAAGUGUACUGCAGCUGUGUGCAUCCUAGUCUUAACCAUCAUUAAUUGUCUUAGUGUUAGGCUGGCAACCUCUUUUAUGAACAUUUUUACAACAGCCAAGAUCUUAUUAUUGUUGGUUAUAAUUGCGGGUGGAAUGGUUCUUUUGGCCAAAGGAAACACUCAGGUAUUGCAGAACUCCUUCGAAAAUACAGUCACCGGUUUCGGUCCUAUAGGAUUGGCUUUUUAUCAAGGACUCUGGUCGUAUGAUGGAUGGAACAACCUUAACGGUGUGACGGAGGAACUGAAGAAUCCCCAGGUCAGUGAGUACUGAAAAGACAUAAUAGUGGGAGUGAAGGAAGCAGAAAGGAAAUGAUUCAGUAAAGGUGCAUUUUUUUAUUCCCUCUUUGGGGCACAACAGUCAAAGAAUACAAUGGCAGCUUAGCAAGUAGCUAGGUGAUAUUAACAAUAAACACAAAAACACUAAUGAGAACCCAGUAGGUUUAGGAAUACAAAUGUGCCCUGGUGUUCUCCUAUCCUUUCAUAGAAACAUAGAAACAUAGAAUGUGACGGCAGAUAAGAACCAUUCGGCCCAUCUAGUCUGCCCAAUUUUCUAAAAACUUUCAUUAGUCCCUAGCCUUAUCUUAUAGUUAGGAUAGCCUUAUGCCUAUCCCAUGCAUGCUUAAACUCCUUUACUGUGUUAACCUCUACCACUUCAGCUGGAAGGUUAUUCCAUGCAUCCACUACCCUCUCAGUAAAGUAAUACUUCCUGAUAUUAUUUUUAAACCUUUGUCCUUCUAAUUUAAGACUAUGUCCUCUUGUUGUGGUAGUUUUUCUUCUUUUAAAUAUAGUCUCCUCCUUUACUGUGUUGAUUCCUUUAUAUAUUUAAAUGUUUCUAUCAUAUCCCCCCUGUCUCGUCUUUCCUCCAAGCUAUACAUGUUAAGAUCCUUUAACCUUUCCUGGUAAGUUUUAUCCCACAAUCCAUGAACCAGUUUAUAGCCCUUCUCUGAACCCUCUCUAAGGUAUCAAUAUCCUUCUGAAGAUACGGUCUCCAGUACUGUGUACAAUACUCCAAGUGAGGUCUCACCAGUGUUCUGUACAAUGGCAUGAGCACUUCCCUCUUUCUACUGCUAAUACCUCUCCCUAUACAACCAAGCAGUCUGCUAGCAUUUCUUGCUGCUCUAUUACAUUGUCUGCCUACCUUUAAGUCAUCAGAAAUAAUCACCCCUAAAUCCCUUUCCUCAUAUGUUGAGGUUAGAACUCUAUCAAAUAUUCUGUACUCUGCCCUUGGGUUUUUACGUCCAAGAUGCAUUAUCUUGCACUUAUCCACAUUAAAUGUCAGUUGCCACAAUUCUUUCCCCUCUCUAUAGGUAUCAGGCUGGGUUUUGGGCAUCAAGUUCAAUGAUCUCAGCCAAUCCAAUGCUUUCCCGUAGGAGAGCAAUGGGAGGCUCGUGCGCAUGUGCAGCAAAACCAUCUGAUGGAAAUAUUGGAGUUCUACUCAACUUUACUCCUCUAAAGUAUGACAGUCGCUAGAGGUAGGUUUACCCAGCAAUGAAAACUUUGCUAUUCCUGCAGAAGGGUUAAAGCUGGUGGCACAUGGCACACUUCAUGGAGUGGUCUGGAAGCCUAUAGUUUUCCUUGAAGGCCAAAAUAGCUGAGCUGGAAAAUUAUCUUAGUCCAUUAGUCAAGUUAAUUUACUUUGCAUUCUCACUUUAGCAAAUAGCCUCCCACAUUUAUUGGCAAGAUCUAAGUGUGACAAAUAUUGUAUUAUAGGUUAAUAAUAAAAAAAAAACCUUUAACUCCAUGAAAUGGCAUGACCUGUUAAAAUAAGGUACACCUCCAGUCAUCAGUAAAGCUGAAAAUGUAAACUGCAGAUAUAACCAUGACAGAUGUUUUUCUAACACACUUAUCAGUAGUCCUUAAAAUGCCUGGAAAUUAGAUUUUUUUUUCAAUCAAAAUUGAGGGUGCAGAUCACUUUAAGAGCGCCCAUAUGUCCUCUUUGCACUUCUUGAUGACUCAGAUCUUAAAGUGGUCUAUACCUGAUACUGAGUACAGAAUAUGGAGCUCCACCACGGGACAACCAUGGAUCCUGCUCACCCUUCACUGGACCACCAGUGAAUGUAAAUGGGGGAGGGAACAAACACCCACACAGCACUUACCCACUCUUAGAUGUUUUUAUGUCUCAACUCGAAAUAUAGCCACCACACACACAACUAGUACACACAGACACACUCAGCCUCCCUCCAUACAGCUCUCAUCCUUCUCCACAUACAUAAAACUCAGCCACCACACACACUAGAAAAUAUGUAUAGAGGAUGCAGCUGUGGAUCUACAAAAAUCAAAAAAUAUAACGGUAUAAUACAAUUAACAAAGAAGUAUAUGCGCUCCCACUCUCAUGACAGCAACUAGCCACACUCACAGGAUGAAGACUGAUAUGUAUCGCCUCCUUGAUGGCAGCCGUCACACCAGUAUAACAGACAGGACUCCAAAAAUGAUCCAAAUAAAAAUCUGCUUUUAUUUUUUACAUCAAGCAUAAAAGAGCUUGUAAAAUAAAAUGGAAAAAAAUAAUUAAAAAAACCAAGUAUGGCUAAAGGUCCUACGCGUUUCGCCCUAUAUAUAGGAUUUCCUCAGGAACCAUAAACAUAAAACACUUAAAAAUAAUAAAGUAAAUAAACAGCAAAGGCAAUAAUGCUUUCAAACAGGAGAAGGCAGUAGAACGCUCCCCCCCCCCCUCCCAACCCCACACCACCCUAUUAAGCUUACAAUCUAAAAUAUACCGUAUUAUCGAACACUUGAACAUGGUUGCAGCAGUUGGUGAAACACUAGAGAUUGCAACCUAUAAAUAAAUCAUUUAUAGCAUGAUCCACAGCUAGUAACCCAGCGUUUAUUUAGUACUGUAACAAAGGAAGCAUCCAUAACUGAACAUCUCUGUUUGAAAAACAUACAGGUCUCUUGUUCUCCUUUGUUUCUUGAGCUGAAUAUGUUUGUACAUUGUAAAUGCUUGAAUCCAAACCCCUUUUUAUACAGCGUAUUCUUGGUUAUCUAUCGUUUAGUGACGGUGUUCGUGUUAAACUGUGCGUUAAGUCGAAUGACUUUUUAUUGUAAAUGUAUUGCAGGUAAACCUACCUCGAGCAGUCAUGAUUGCCAUUCCUCUGGUGACCUUUAUCUACAUCCUGGUCAAUGUUAGCUACUUUGCAGCCUUAAAUCCCACAGAGCUUCUUUCAUCGGAUGCUGUUGCCGUCAGUUGGGGGUGA